GCUACUGCAUGCUUUCUUCACGCAGCACGGGUCAUGCUGCCCCUCUGCAAACUGUGGGCAGAUAUACAUAGCAUCAGACGAGGGGGAAGCAGACCAGGACAGCUAUUAGCUGCUACAACCUUGGUGCUACAACCGGUAGCACUAAGAGCUUUAAAAUAUUAUUUUGUUCAAGUUUGCACAAAGUAACAUCCUCCUUACUAAGAGGUGAGAGGCACUGUGAACAGAAUGGAGAUUGCUACGGUCAGUUUGUCACUUAGUGAGACCUGUCUGUCCAUGGAUUAUUCUCCAGACUGGACUCCGUACUCAGAGACAUCCCUGAUUACUGGAUAACCAUCUCUGUUUAACUGGAAACAUGAACCCUGAGUCUCUGGAUUGGUCCAUCCAAAACAUCCUCUCAGUCCUCUACCCUCCCUUCGAGGCCACAGCCUCAACUGUCCUGAGCCAGGUUUUCCAGGUCAUAGAGGAACGAUACCAGGGAGACCCUCUCCAGUGUCUGCUGGACUUCCUCAUCCCAGCCAAACACGUUCUUCAGAGUGUUCAACAGGCUGCCUGUGCCCAGUACUCUGAUGUGGUGUACCGCUUCGAGGGCUGGCCUCUGUGUCUGCAUGAGAAGGUGGUGUUCCAGCUGGCUCCCGUCAAUAUCCUCUUGCUGCGCCCAGGGGACUUCUACUUACAAGUGGAGCCCUUCUCUGAACAGGCUGUCCGAAUCGUAGUCAGGAGCCUGCUGGAGGAGGACGAGGGACCGGAUCGGAAGGUGGAGGAGACACCCAUUCCAGAGACCUCCUACCCCUGCAUCUUCACUGAGGCCUGGCUGGCGGAGCUCAACCACGGCCGCAAUGGCACCCCGCUCAGCCAAUGUAUCCUUUCUACAGACCGGGGAAUGGUAAAGAUGCCAUGGGCACAGGUGGCUUUUCCUGAGUUUGUGGAUAAACCCAGAACCAUGGCCUCCUCACCGGCUGCCCCUGCUUCUGUUCCACAGGAGGUAAUGACAUCUACCCUGCCUCCCUCGGCCCCUGGGUACACUGUGGAGACUAGGAUUGCUCCUGCUAAAAAUGGCAUUGCGGUUUCACUGCGUUUAGUGGACCGCAAAUGCUCCAGGCUGGUUAAGCUGGAUCAGCAUGGGCCUGUGGCUAAGCCCAUAGGCUGGGUGUCUCCUACCACAUGGGACAGUCGCAGCAAAAACACCUCUGAAGUUGAGGGGGAGUACGUAGACUUGGUGGAGUUCACUAAGGAAAAAGAAGCAUUGCUCAACAGUGGGUCUCACAGUCACCCACACCCCAGAGAACACAUGUUAAAGCCUGGUCCCCUCAAUAGGGAUGGUGUUCCUUCAGCUCCAGCCCUGCCCCCGGCCGUGGAUUCCGCCCCGGCCCCACACCCGCCCCUCAGGGAUCCCUCACACUGUGGCCGGACUGUUCGGUUUUCAGAGGAGCUCCCCUGCACCCCCUGCACGAGGAAAAGAAUGGGUCAGGUUUCCAGCACACAGGAGCUCAGGUGCCGUUACCGGCAGUCUUACCAUUCAGCGCUGAAGAAUCCGGUUACCUUUGAGAAAGACAAUCCACUCAGUACAUUGGCGGUUCUGGAUGAGGGACAACCACAGGGGGAAGAAAUAUGUCCUGGUCUCUCUCAGUGUUGUUGCCAUCCAGAACCAGACCAGGCUGACCAGAAUCCCCCUGCUAGCGAUGCUUCCUGUAGGGAGUCGGGCGAGUGGAACACUAGAUCCAGUGAGGUUUUACGAGAACUGAGUGACACCCCAGAAAACAGCGAGAGGUGUCCCUCAUCUCUGUCAACCACUGUUGUGGACACAUCGGAGAAGUGUGAAGUCGUGAUUCAAGGAAGGAAAAUUAGGAGGGAUGCUGACUCAUCUACUGAUAUUCCCAGUUUACAUGUGGUUAAAUUAAAAAACGCCACAGCCUUCGGACUGGUUUCCCCAAAGAUGAGCAGACGGAGACUGCCUGACCAAGAUGUCUCCCAGGAUGGCCAACCCUCCAUUAGAAAUGUCCACCAGAACUCUCCACUUGCCACUCCCCCUGACACACCUCAGCAGUCUGUGGAAUCGUAUGCUGUGCCCAGGUCUAAGGUCCAGUCACCAUCCUCAGCAGAACCCAGCACUCAUCCCCUCUCACGUGGAAUAGCAUGUCUUACUGGUGGUAGAGACAGAACAGGCCGGAUGCUGGUUGAAGUGUAUGGACACCAGGAAGGAUGGAGAUCUCCUUUAGUGUCCAGUCUGGAGCUUUGCCAAUUGCUGCUCUACUUCUACUCUGUAGUCAGGAAAGAAUUAAGAGAACUUGGAAUAACACUACUUAUAGAUGCUAGGAAGACUUCCCCUCCACCACAGUUCAAUAAGGCCCUGUUGAUGGUUGAGGAGCAAGUUCCCAAUGCUGUACACACUGUCCUUAUCAUGGUGGAGAAGGAGAGCUGGCAGUACCCCAAGAAGAGUGUUUUGGUGAACUCACUGAAGGCACUGAACAAGCUGGUGGAGGGGAGCCAGCUGACCUCAGGUUUAGGGGGCAGCCUGACAUUCAACCACACUGACUGGCUGCAGCUCCACAAGAAACUUCAUCCCUUUGUGUCAGAUCUCCAGGAGGCUUCAGGUUUGUUACUGGGGGCCAUUAGGAAACUACAGGAAGGCCCUAAGACUGACACGGUGCAGGAUGUGAAGGCGUGUAUUUUUAAACAGAGAACUCUGAUGAAGGAUGUUCUAGAGGACUGCCGAUUGGUCGCUUUGCAAAGGGACGGCGGAGCCAUACUGGCCAGACUGAGAAGGGAGACUGACUUUAGAUACGCUCACUGUGAACAUUACAGUGAUGCUGUGGAUUCUGUGACCUGUUUGUACAACCAUGUAGAGGAGCAGGCCCAUGUACUGGUGAAAAAAUCUAACAUGUACUUGGAACACCUUGAAUACCUGCUCCAACAAAGAGAAAUGGAGGACCACUUCACUAAGAUCACGGAAUGGUUCAAUGCAGAGGGGGAACGGCAGUUGCUGGAAGCAGAAUCAGUGGGGGAUUCCAGAGAAAAAGUAGAGCAGACUCUCCAUAGCUUCAGUGCAUUCCUCGCUAAAGUCAAUGAGCAGAAGCAGCAGGCCACAGUUCUGCUCACAGAGGCAGAGAAGAUCCAGGGCUCAUCAACAUACACUGAAACUGAGCUGUUCAGUACCAUGGUGUGUACCUUCAAGUCUUGUCUGGCUGACUUCCUCUCCCGGGCAGAGAGGUGCUGCAAUGAGCUGAAGGCUAUGGUCACUGUAUGCAACUUCUGUGAACAGGCUACUGAGCUGGCCAAAGACUGCAAACAAUACCUGGACCAGAAGCCGUUUGGAAGACAUCCAGACAUGAAUGAGGUCUUUACCCUCCAAAUGUACCAGGAGAGCUUUGGUCAGUUCUCCCCAGAGCGCUUCCAGCAAGUGAAGGCUCAUGCAUCUGUUUUAAGGGGGUCCAGAGGCAUGCGAGUGUGGAACGUAGCCUGGCUCAAGUGUCAAGAAGUCAGGCAGCAACUGGAAGAAAGCCUGCAUGAUGUAGAGAGGGCCUUGAGGAACACAGACCCCUGGCAUGAAGAGUACAGAACUAGUGAGGACAAAGCUUUGAUUCAUACAGUGACUCAUCAUUACAGACCCUUGUCAUUUCCCAGACCUGAGCCCCCGGAAUGGAGCAGCCUCCCAUCAGACUCUAUGGAUGGAGAUUACCAUGUUGCCUUGGAGAACUCUGUGACCUUCUCUAAUAUUAACUUCAAGCCUGAGAAUAUAAAACCUGGUAAAGGGUCAAAGGUCACGAAUGUGCCAGCCUCUCCCCAUAACAGAUCAAAUAGUAGACCGGUGAGGGAAACUAGAAGGAGAGGUGCCAACCAAGGGAAGAGCAGAGGAGCCGCCACCGUUGCCGACUCACACCCUAUGGGUUGUGAAUGGUUCUUGUGGCAUCGUAGGGGUCUGAGUCGAUCCAUGAGUGAGGAGUCUUGCGCGACAGCCACGUCCAGUCAGUCUGAGGCGUGCAUCCAGACACCAUCCUGUUCCCAUGGAAAACCCUCUUGUAGGAUGCUACAGGCCGCUCGGAAAUUCCAGAUCUCUCGCCAUGGCAGUUUCUGUUCAGAGGAGUCUUCUUGUGGUCAUGAAGUGAUGGAGACUGCCUCUUCAAGGAAUAUUGGCUCAUCUGCAAGGACGUGUGAGGGAACAACAUUGUUGGCAAAUCCAGAAGAGAACACCAGUAGUGUUUUGAAGCUACAGCGGAUCAUGGAGGAGCUGCUGUUAACAGAGAGGGAGUAUGUGCGUUCCCUGGGCUAUAUUCUGACUCACUACCUUCCUUUGUUGGAGACGCCUGACGUGCCCCAAGACCUGCGGGGCAAACGUGGAGUCAUCUUUGGUAACCUGGAGAAGCUCUACGACUUCCAUUGCCAUUUCUUCCUCAGAGAGUUGGAGGACUGUCAGGCUGAGCCAUUACGAGUGGCUUGUUGCUUCUUGAGACACAGAGACAGUUUAGGCCUUUAUGCUCUCUACAGCAAGAACAAGCCUCAGUCAGAUGCUUUAAUCCUUCACCAUCGCCAUGACAUAUUCAAGAGGAAGCAGCAGGAGCUGGGAGACCACAUGGACUUGUCCUCCUACCUGCUUAGGCCCAUCCAGAGGAUCAGUAAGUACAGCCUGCUGUUGCAGGACAUGCUGGGCGUGUGUGGGCCCUGGACAAACGGGGACAAGUCAGAGCUCCAAUCUGCGGCCGACUUGGUCCGCUUCCAGAUGCGCCAUGGCAACGAUCUUCUCACCAUGGACGCCAUCCAGGACUGUGACGUGAAUCUUAAGGAGCAAGGCCAGCUGAUUCGUCAGGAUGAGUUCAUUGUGGUCUUCAGAAAGAAGAAGUGUUUUCGUCGUGUCUUUCUCUUCCAAGACCUCAUCCUCUUUAGCAAGACCAAGAAGACAGACGUGGGCAAUGACGUGUACAUUUACAAACAGUCUUUCAAGACGUCUGAUAUUGGGAUGACCCAUAACUCCGGAGAGAGUGGUCUGUGUUUUGAGAUCUGGUUCCGCAGGAGGAAGACCCAGGACACCUACACACUUAAGGCUGACAGAGAGGAGACUAAAAAGGCCUGGACCACAGACCUGGAGCAGAUCCUCUGGGAACAAGCCGCCCACAGCAGAGAACUGCGCAUACAGGAGAGAAUGUUCAUGGGCAUAGGGAGUAAACCCCUCAUGAAUAUACAGAAGAGCGAGGCAGCUGUCUGUGACAGGGCUGUCAACUGUGUCCUGCUUGGAGCUCCUGUGCUGUGUUGUCCGCAAACAGACCUUGAAUAUCUCCGACCCAACUCUAUUGGUUCAGGAAGUAGUGCAUCCACCUCUUGCAGCCACUCCUCGUCUUCUUCUGGACGAGGUUCUUUACCUCCAGUUGGUUCCCCUGGUAACAAGACACAAAGUGGGGAGAACAAUCCCAGUGUCUAUUCUUCACCGGAGACCGUGUCAGUGACUGAAGAUGAUCUAAAAGAUUAUCAUAGUCACCAGAAGCAAAACCUUCUUCUCAUGGACAGCACAGAGUCAUCAGGUGAGAGUGCUAGCAUGUUCAGCACCUCAGAGCACAACUGCCUGUCUGCAAUUGGUGGAGAGUUGGACGAUUUGUCAUCUGUUACGAGUUCUCAGCACCAUGUCCAAGAAACAACCACAGCACCCAAUCUCAGGAAGACCAGCUCACCUGCUACCAUGAGGAAGAAGCUCUCCAUUGCUCCUAAACCACCAACUCUUGCUGUUCCUCACAGCCUGAAAAAGGUCAAAGAACAACCAAUAUAUUCUUCAGUGGACAAAGAAAAGGUUUCUCUUAGAAAAUCAACAGAAGUUUAACCUGAGGAUAUGAACAGUUAAUCCAGUAUGGUGAAGCCUACCAAGAACGUCCUGUGGAUCUUUGAACAAUCAGACUGACCGUACUGAAAGGAAAAUGUAUUAACAUUUGUUAAUGUAAGUGAACUGUAUUUACUUGACAAGCCCAGAGGUUGCAAUUGGUUCGAAAGAGUUACUGUAUCUGGUAUGUAUGUCGUAACUAAAAUGUCAUGAAAAUUAACACAUUGAUUGACUGUAGUUAGUUGGAAGGGCAUUGGAUCACAUGACUGACUUUCAUUUUCAUUUUGAGAUAUUAGUUACAUUGUGUAUGUACAUUUAAACUCAGUCAAAUCAGUUCCUUGUAAUUUACACAUCAUUAGUAUCAUGACUCAUCAGUGACUUUCUACCCUUAUUGUUCUUACAUUUAACACAUUUUAUAUUAAUAACAAUAAUAUACCAUUAGACAUGUCCAAAUCAAACUGGCUACACAAAAACGUGUCCCCUUCAAUUUUCUGUGCAUGCUGAGCUCAACAUCCAGUGGUGCUCUAAACAUCAUUUCCUACCCAAAUUGGUGGAUAGAUGUGGGAUAAUUGAUUUAUUUCCAGGGUCGGGAUAAGUCUGCUGACAGGUGGGAAAGCAGAGGAGCAGCCUUACUGUAGCUUUGAGCUCUGAAAAGCGAGAACCACAAAAAUGGCCAUUAUGGCCAAUCAUAACUCUUCAGACAUUCUCCAAUUCAGUUGCAAACUUUGUUUUGUUCUUUUAUUUCCCUGUAAAAGGGAACAGCUAUUUUUGUGGUUAGAUUCAGAUCCAUGCUAUCUGACAUCUGCUAGUUAACAUCCAAUGACAGGUUUGGCUGAAUCAGUGUGGAUAUGUGUUAGAGAUCUCAAUUAUUUAAAGCGCUAGAUCUGAUUGUUCAGGGCAUAACUUUUAAACAUGUCAAUAUAGAUCUACUUUGUUUGAGACAACCUUAACCAACAUUGUUUUUGUUCUUUUUCCACACAUUUGGUUUAUGCAUUCUUAUUGUGUUUUUUAUAUAAUACCCAAUGUAAAUUAUUCCCAUAGCAAAUUAUUUAUUAUUGGAUGAGCACAAUUUCUUUGGAGAAUUUAAGAGUUUUGACUGUAUUUCUCUAGCAGGUGGUUAGAACAUCACCUCAUACUAAUGUUGAGUAAUUAGAAGAAAAAUUUACUCCAUUACUGGAAAGUGAAUGAAAUCUUGCCAAUUCAAUUGCUCAUAGGACAUUGCUAAACAUUUGGACCUGACUGACCCAGUUAUUCAGCAUAGACAUCCAGUGAUGACGUAGCCAUCAGUUGAAUUUAUUCUGUUAAUCAGAUGGGCCAUGCUUUCAAACUGAACACUCCUCAAUCAGAGCCUAAUUCUGCUGUCCUGGACUGUCACACAUACGUUAAUAUUGGUGGAUUUAAAAACAUAUUUGUAGAGAAAUAAGAUUUACAUUGACGCAGUAUUUGUUUCAAUUUGGGUAGUAAUAUAUCUAUAACCACUAUCUUUGAUAUGCAUAUAUUGUACAUGGAACAAUAAAUUAUUUAUUG
Messenger RNA from Esox lucius (northern pike), 7327 nucleotides. RefSeq lists its product as uncharacterized. Gene Ontology annotation, molecular function: guanyl-nucleotide exchange factor activity. The record is from RefSeq and is a predicted model, not a curated record. Bases 353 to 5803 code for a protein of 1816 amino acids. Lineage: Eukaryota; Metazoa; Chordata; Actinopteri; Esociformes; Esocidae. The transcript has 24 exons.